Messenger RNA from Penicillium antarcticum, 984 nucleotides. RefSeq lists its product as uncharacterized. The coding region runs from base 1 to 984 and encodes 327 amino acids. Lineage: Eukaryota; Fungi; Ascomycota; Eurotiomycetes; Eurotiales; Aspergillaceae. The record is from RefSeq and is a predicted model, not a curated record. The transcript has a single exon.
AUGAAGCCCUCUAAGCCCGCAUCUGCCACGAUGAACGAGCAGACAUUUGUACCCGCAACUAUGCGUGCAGUUUACUACUCCCCGAUCAAGGCUGGUAAUGAAGACUUGGCCGGAGCAAAUUAUAGGCAGAACUACCGUGAGACCGACUCCGGCUUAGCUAUGGGAGCAUUGUUGGAUCCCGAUUAUCCAACGCCGCAACCAUCACCACACCAAUAUCUCCUCAAGAUCCAAUCAGCCACAUGGGGACAUAUGGAAGCGCCGCCAAACAGAUUUGUUAGCCCGAAGUAUCCGUCCACGCGCAUUCCACUACACAACGUAUGUGGAACUGUGAUCAGCACACCGACGGAAGAUCAUACAAGACCUGGGGGGCCGCGGUUCAAAAUUGGAGAUGUAGUUUUUGGGAUGUUGAGUUAUACGCGAGACGGCGGGGCGGCUGACUACGCGCUUGCGACGGAGGACGAGCUCGCGUUGAAACCAAUGAAUAUCAGUGCCGCGGAGGCGGCUUCGGUGGUUAUGCCAGCUCUGGUAGCUUGGCAGGCGCUUUUCCGGUAUUGCAGGACUCGGCUUUCUGCGAAAAGCAGUGAAAAUCCGACUAGCUCUACGCCCAUGCGUGUGCUAUUUAUCAACGGGAACGGCAGUAAGAUCGGUCGAAUUGCUAUCCAGCUUCUACGGGCGGGAAAUGUGGCCCCUGCUUUCGCUAGGCCAUGGAUCUGCGCUGUGUGUGAACGGGAGGAAUCGGAGGCGCUUAAGGAUGAAAUGGGUGUGGACGAGGUACUUAUCUCUCCGCCAUCCUCACAUAAACCCGUUGAUCUCGCCGCAACCUUCCACUCCCGCAACUGGGAUCCAGCGGAUAUUAUACUGGAUUGUUCCGGCGAUGCUACCUUCCGGCUAGCCCACGCAUCCUCCGUGGUGAAGGAUAAUGGUUUGCUGAUAAAUCUGGGAAUACCGUGGCCUGAAAUGAAGAGUACAGUCGGCCAGGGUUAG